AUGUCGUCGUCAAUUGCAAUCCCGAUGACCCCGUCGUCGGCCAACACAUAUCACCACCACCAGUCACCCCAGGUCCGGGGUGCUGCUAGCUCUUCCUCGUCGACAUACUCCAGUUCACCUCAAACAUCUUCCCCGACUUCCGUUCAGAAGCGAAAGAUGGUCCAUGAACGUCGUCCUAGCCUUCUCAGCUCCGCCUUGUCGAAGCAGGAAAGCACCGUUAUCAACAUCGGCGAACCAAACGGAACUCCCCGCCUUAUCACCUACCUCUCCUCGAGCCAGGGCUUUGCGUGGAACCCAGAGAUCUUCCUGCCGUCGUAUGUCGAUUGUGACUACACCCCGCUCGAGAACCGACGGGAGCCCGUACACGAGAUUGUCCUUAGCGACGAGGAGAUCAACAACAUGUUUCCCCAAUAA
Colletotrichum lupini is the source of this 414-nucleotide messenger RNA. RefSeq lists its product as uncharacterized. The transcript has 4 exons. Bases 1 to 414 code for a protein of 137 amino acids. Lineage: Eukaryota; Fungi; Ascomycota; Sordariomycetes; Glomerellales; Glomerellaceae. The record is from RefSeq and is a predicted model, not a curated record.